AUGGAUAAGACUGAAGUUGCUACGGUACUGAAAAGCGAAGGUAUGACAGGGCUGGGGUGAAGGUAAAUUAAUGAUAGGGCAAGAUUAGGCAAAUCUAUGUUAAGGGGAGAACAAUUUUAGGUUAGAGUUAAGAGUACACUAGCUAGUGUAGAAAUGUUAUGAAGCUCAUUUUAUAUUAUUAUAUUUAGGUAUUUAUCUUUAAGUUUUUUUGGUUUUAAAAAUGUAUUUUGUAUUACAGUAUACGACAAUGGAAACUGUCCAACUGGUUUUACCUAUAAUGCAAGUAUGAACUUCUGUUAUGCAAACAUGGUACGUUAUCUUGCUAUAAUAAACACCAAAUACUAACCUGUUGAUGUGAAGUAACAAUAAACUUUAGCUAACAUUUGAUAGUUUUGAACAUUUUAGUCAGAAUCAGAUUGUAAUAAGUACAAUGGUUCCUGGAGGUACCCAUAUAUGGAGUACGGACAAUAUCAAUGUGCUUUAUAUGGAAGCUCGGAAAGUAGUCUAUUAGUUUUUUGUUAGUCAAUAGGUUAAGGAAAGAGCUAAAACUAUGACCAUUGCGAGGGCUAGAGCUAAGGCUAGGACUAAGACUAGGACUAAUUAAGAGCUAGCUUAGCUUAGGCUUGACAUUAGGCUUAGACUAUUCAAAUAAAAAGUUGCUAGUACUGUGUGCAAUGAACGCUCAUACAUUACAGACCUGUACGUCGAUGACUAUGCAUGUCAAAACUUUGGAUCAACAAUACAAAUAUUUAACAAAGUGGCCUAUUGUUAUACAAUUCUUGCUAUACCUGAUAUUGUAAGUUACAUUAAUUCAAUUCUGUUUCUCAAUUCAUUAUUAAAGGCUUUUAAAAGCAAAGUUUGUUGCAGUUGAGCACAAUGGUGACAAUAGUAAACCAAGAUGGAUGUAACACUCUCUACGAUGCUUCGGUAAACAACUUGAAGAUAGGUAGUGCUUUGGAAAUGGACUGGAUAUUUGGUAGGAACACUGCUUUUUAAGUUUUUGAAUGUGACAUUGUGAGUGAUAAAAGGUCUGCAACAACUUACAGAUACUUUGUAUUAUUAUAUGUUUGUACAAUUACUCUGUAAAAGUGCAUAUUUUUCUAGCGACAUUUGGCGCAGUAAGUGCUGGCGGCUACCGAGUGUCCGAUACAAAAUUUCUCAACUAUGACAAUACUACGGUAAGUAUAUUACAUUGACUAUGGCUAUGUUCUGAUCAGUUUCAUUUCGAGCUUCGAAGCUGGUGCCGUCGCUGGAAUUUAUAAAAAUUCUAGCCGGACCUGAAACCGGAGUCAUGAAACUUCAAAUUUCAGUAGUAGGCCGUUUUUCCUCUCGGAGCUAAAAUUUAAAGAAAAACGGUUCCAACGCCAGAAAUUUUAAAGUAGUUAAUUUUGGUUGUUACAUUUAUUAUCUUGCAGUACUAUCUUUAUUACAGUUUAAUGCGUAUGGCAAGACCAUUCAAGACAAAACUAAUACAUUUAUAGUUUUCACCAGUGGUAAGUAGGCUUUUUAGAACUUGAUUUCAAUAGUUUUUUCUAUUUUUUAAAUUUUGCUUUGUUUUGUGGUUUAUUGAGUGAAUAUAAUAUAAUAUAUUCCAUUUAAUUUCCCAUCUUUUAUGUUACAGAUGGUCAGCUGACAACGUCCAAUUCUAUAAGUUAUCUGUUGUGUCGCUACAGAGCUAUGACAGUGGGAUGUUAA
Bursaphelenchus okinawaensis is the source of this 1695-nucleotide messenger RNA. The record is from the annotation of a GenBank genome assembly. Lineage: Eukaryota; Metazoa; Nematoda; Chromadorea; Rhabditida; Aphelenchoididae.